Molecule: messenger RNA, 1272 nt
Organism: Camponotus floridanus (Florida carpenter ant)
Lineage: Eukaryota; Metazoa; Arthropoda; Insecta; Hymenoptera; Formicidae
Gene: Phb2
Product: prohibitin-2
Exons: 6
Coding region: 98-1180 (360 amino acids)
Biological process (GO): mitochondrion organization
Cellular component (GO): mitochondrion; membrane
Source: RefSeq, a predicted model, not a curated record
CGCCGUACUUUCUCGUGUCGCGUGUCCUUGAUCUCUUUGCGAUCCUUUUGCCGGCUCGUCGACGGUGUCGCUUGAUUUUACGUUAUAAUUUCCCGAAAUGGCGCAAAACAAAUUUAGCGAGAUGGCCUCGCGCUUCGGCAAAGGCACGAAUGGGGUACCCAUAAGCGUCAAAUUCCUCGCUGCAGCCGGUGUUGCAGCCUACAGCGUCUCCAAGUCUAUGUAUACAGUUGAGGCUGGUCAUAGAGCGAUCAUAUUUUCUCGACUGGGUGGCAUUCAAAAGGAUAUCAUGACCGAGGGCCUGCACUUUCGUAUUCCAUGGUUCCACUAUCCGAUAAUUUAUGACAUUAGGAGCAGACCUAGGAAAAUCUCGUCACCUACAGGAUCCAAGGAUCUGCAGAUGGUCAACAUUUCUCUACGUGUUCUCUCUCGUCCUGAUGCUAGCACAUUGCCAGCUAUGUAUCGACAACUGGGUCUCGAUUACGAUGAGAAGGUGUUGCCAAGCAUCUGUAAUGAAGUGUUAAAGUCUGUUGUCGCUAAAUUUAACGCUUCGCAAUUGAUAACGCAAAGACAACAAGUGUCUAAUAUGGUUCGCAAGGAAUUGACAGAACGAGCUCGAGAUUUUAAUAUUGUUCUGGAUGACGUCUCGAUAACUGAGCUUAGUUUUGGCAAAGAAUACACUGCUGCAGUUGAGGCCAAACAGGUAGCACAGCAAGAGGCCCAACGUGCUGCUUUUGUAGUAGAAAGAGCUAAACAGGAACGACAACAAAAAAUUGUACAAGCUGAGGGAGAGGCAGAAGCAGCCAAAAUGCUUGGUUUAGCUGUUAGCCAGAAUCCUGGAUAUUUGAAGUUACGUAAAAUACGAGCUGCACAGAACAUUUCGCGUACAAUUGCUAAUUCCCAAAACAGAGUGUUCCUCAGUGGCAAUAGCUUGAUGCUGAAUAUUCAAGAUCCCACUUUCGAUGAGGGUUCAGAUAAGCUGAAAAGUCACAAAGGAGUGAGCUGGAAGAGCUGGGAUGAGGCAGCUGAUUAUGCCAUCCGGAGUUUAAAUACCAGUUCUCAUCAGGCAUUGUUAAAUACCGAAAAGCUUGGCAUCGAAGCUCAACCAUAUAAAGCAAGCAGGAUCCCUUCAUCUCUCCUACUGGAAUCAGCAGAUGAUGGUGUUAAGCUUAUAAAACCGUGACGAUAAGAAAGAUCUUGCGAAGCGAGCACAUUUCCACCCAAUAUCACAAACUUUCCUUUCCUCCUGUUAAAAAAUACUGUCUUAUUGUCUAU